AAAAAAAAAAAAUCAAACUAAAAUAUUAAUAGUAAAAAAAGUAUAAAAUGUGGGUAAAGGCUAAGGGAGAUGGAUGCAGACAUAAGAUGUCUUUGUUUUUCUUAAUCUUGAAUAUUGUUAUUGCAUUUGGUUUAGGAGUUAUCUCUGCAUAUAUGUCUAGUAAUGGAUGUUCAAGAGUGUUUCCUGCAGUGGCAGUUAUUAGUUUCUUAUAUUUAGUAUUGAAUUUUGUACUAAUAUUAUGGGAUAAAGCAUGGAGUAAAGUUUUUAGCUAUGUUAACCUAUUCUUGAUAUUUACUGUAUUACUCAUAACGGUUGUAGGUCUUGGAUUCUCUGUUUAUCAAUCUACUUGUGAUGUAAUAGCCUGCUAUUAAGGUGCAGCUUCAAUAAUAGAUUCAUUCUAUCGUGAUUUCCAUUCAGGAGAAAAAUCUUCUCUUGAAGAUUAAUAAUGUGAUUUAGCGAGUAAUAAGGUUAUUGGGUAAUAUGUAUCUAUCAAAAUUUCAAAUUAUUUAGGCAAUGGUUAUGAUAGCAGAAAUAAUUUUUAUAUCAUAAAAGGUUGGCCUAUUGGCUUUUUAGUUUUAUAAUUGAUAUUAAGUCUUAUGCAUAUGAUUAAAAUUUUUUAAAAUCUUUUCACUUGCAAAGGCUGUAAACCUAAAGCUAGAGAUGAAGCUUAUAUUUAUUAUUUCUGAAUUUAUUAAAUAAUAUUUUAAAAUAAAAAUAAAUUAUUUAUUGUAUUUUGUCUAUAUUUAAUUUAUUGUUUAAUCAAUGAAAAACUUUAUUAUUUUACAAAUAUU
Molecule: messenger RNA, 791 nt
Organism: Tetrahymena thermophila SB210
Lineage: Eukaryota; Ciliophora; Oligohymenophorea; Hymenostomatida; Tetrahymenidae
Product: transmembrane protein, putative
Exons: 3
Source: RefSeq, a predicted model, not a curated record